AUGUGAACCAUAACGAAACUACUAACAUUAUGCCUAACCUUAACUUCAAAUUAAGACCAAAAUCUAAUUUUAGUUUCAAUCAAUUUUUACGAUAGCCAAUGUUGACUUUGUGGCUAUGGUAACCGAUUCCACCGGUGGAUAGAUCCAAAAUGGACGCCGGAGUAAAAACUGCACUGAGCUUUAAAAACUUCAGGAAUAACAAAAGGGCAAAGAGGAUGCAAUCAAGAGUAGACACACCUUCUUCGUUAUAACCAGAAGAAUCGUAAAACGGUUGGAAGGCUAAAUGAUGAAUCUUCCGGAGGUGAAGUAGUGAGUGGAGUCUCUCUCCCGCCAACAGCCUAGCAUGGACAACUUCUUCAAGGCUGCUGUAUGUGACCUGGACAAGCUUCUGGAUGACUUUGAGCUCAAUACAGAUGAGCACAACUACAGAUCAGUCUCUCUGUCACCUCCCGCGUAUCCCGGCCACUCUCUGGGCCCCCAGGGUUUCCUUCCGGAAACCUCCACAGUUCCAGUUCCGCACUCUCUCCUUGACCUAAACUCCCUGCACUAUGGCACUGCCCCCAGCUGCCCCGACUGUCCCAGCCCCAGUCCUGGAGAUUGCGAGGCCAAGGGACAGCCUCUCAUGGGGGUUGACCUGCUCUCCUCUGUGGACGGCCGGGGGGCUGCUAAGAGCUGUGCGCCACCCUUCCCCAAGCGGGCCCUGAAGCCUGUGUGUGACCUGGUCAGUGACACAGGCUCAGCCCACCUCCUCCUCCGGGCCAACAGCCACGACGCCUUCAGUGAGCUGGAUGUGGUGGAGAGACGGUUGGAGGAGGAGCUUCUGGUGGACUUCACCUGCCCCUUGGUGGCACUGCCUGAGGACUCCUCAGCAGGUCUUUGUCCCGGCCUUGGGAGGACUGAGGGGAGGGAGGCUGCCGGGGGAGGGGAGGGGCUGCUGGGGCUGGACUCUGGUGGUUACUCUGCCACUCUCAGUCUGCUGGAUGUGAUUCUCCCUGCUGCUGUGGAGAGGCCCCCCUCACUGAGGAACUCUGAGUCUGGAGAGACGGAGGAAGAGAGAGACAGAGAGGGAGAAGCGACAGAGGUGGCCUUCGUCAACCAACACCUGAAAAUCACACCAGCCCACCAGGACCAGGCUAGUGUCCCACCUGUUGCCAUAGACACCAAAAAAGAGGACACUCCCACGUGUGAUAUCGACACAGAGGCCAGGGAGGAGGGUGAGGGGUCUUUGGAGCCCUCUGAGCUGACUGAAGCAGAGAGCUCUGGGAGCUGCACUGGACAGGAACCUAACCCUGAGGACGGCAGUGGUGGUGUGGCCGAGAGCCCAUCAGCAGAGACAGAGCUUUCGCUGUCCUGCCUGCCCAUGGGCGUGUCCAUGUGUGGGGCCCUGGUGGCCUCCAAGAACCCUGAGGAAGCCAUGGGGGGGGAGGGAGGGGAGGCUGGCCUAACUGAGACCUUAGAGGCAGAGUCCCUGUCUGCUUUCGAAGUCCAGGAGGAAGUUACUCUCCCAGAGAACCCUGAGACUGUGGGGGACUGUACCAACCCUGAUGAUGCCCCUGAAAACAAACCUGUCCAGUCACCUAGCACACAGAGCCCAGAGACAACCACCAUGCCUUUCCACCUGGCAGCCUCGGCUCCCACCGUCUCCCAGCGGCCACUGAAGGUCAGCUUCUCCCUAGUGGAACAGCAGCCAGUCACAGGGGCUCCACAGCGCCCAGCCUCCCCUACCUCAGAGCCCAGCCCCAACCCAAUGGACCCACCUGCGUUUGGGUUUGAGUACCUGCCGGAGAGCGACCAGGCCGGGCUGCUUGUGACAGAUGAGGAGCUGGACGCCUUCCUCCGGGGGGAGACCCAGGGCCAGGAGGACAAUGGGGUCCCUGACUGCGGGAGGCCCAGGGAGAACCUCCAGGAUGAGGGCUUCUCCGAGCUCAACGGGAACCUGGAGGAGCGGCUAGUGGAGGAGGAGCUGCGGAGCUGCAGCCGGAGCCUAGGGGAAGGGCUGGAGAGGCUGGCCUCCCGGGAGAGUGACAGGACCUUGUCUGCAGAGGGGAACGUGAGUCGAGCUCUCUCCGCUCCCUCCCAGGACCCCCCCAGCCACAAAGACUCCAGCCCCUGUAGUCCCAGUAACCUCCCACCACCCUACUAUGGAGGGGCCCGACCCAAACAGCUGCACUGUCAAGCACCCAGAGCACCUCCAGCAGCGGGGGAGAACCAAGGGCCCAGUAGCCCCACAGAACGCACCGACACUGGGGAAGAGGUGGACCAAAGCCCCUCUCCUCCCAGCCCCAACCCUGCCGAGGACCCCUCUAACCAAGGUGUACCCUGUCCAAGUUACUCCCCGCCUGAGCUCUAUGUGAGCAGUGCGGGGUACGACGAACUGUCUGAGCCCCCACCCUACCCUGGCAAACCUGCUGGAGAGGGGAGCGGGUCCUCAGAGGGGAGGGAGGCGGAGGAUGAAGAUGGGCUGGGGUGCAAGCAGCCCCCCUGGGUGCCGGAUUCGGAGGCACCCAACUGUAUGAACUGCUGGCAGAAGUUCACCUUCACCAGGAGGAGGCACCACUGCCGGGCCUGUGGGAAGGUGUACUGUGCCAUCUGCUGCAACAGGAGAUGCAAGCUAAAGUACCUGGACAAGGAGGCCCGGGUGUGUGUCGUCUGCUUCGAGACCGUACACAGAAGUAAGACCCAAGCACAGGCGCUGGAGCGUAUGAGGAGUCCGCCAGGUCCGAGCCCCAACCCCAACGUCCCGUCAGAGUACUGCAGCACCAUCCCCCCCCUGCAGCAGGCCCGGGCUGCAGGCACCCUCAACUCCCCUCCGCCCACCGUCAUGGUGCCUGUCUCCGUGCUCAAAAACCCUGGCAGCGACGGUUGUCCUCGUGAGCAGAAGCGUGUGUGGUUUGCAGAUGGCAUCCUGCCCAAUGGAGAGGUGGCCAACACCACCAGGCUCUCUGUGACUGGCAGGAGGGGCUCCCAGGAGUCCAGCCCUGUCACACCUGACCCACCUACGGCUGGCAGCAGAGUGUCCCCUGGCUCUGCAGCGGUGUCGGAGGGUGGUGUGUCGGCCUCAGUCGAGGUGGUGCGCCCCCCAGUGUCAGGACCCUGGGACUACAGCCUGCUGUGUGGGGUGGGGGGCUGUGUAGAGAGGAGCCCCAGUCUGCUGCCAGAGGAUGAGGAGGGCUUGCCACCUCUACUCAUCACCACCGGAGAGGAGGAAGGAGGAGGGGAUCUAUUGGUGGAGGAGCGCCCCGCCCCCUGCCAGAUCCUUCUCCUAUUGGAGGAGGGAGGGCCGCGACCUUUGACCUUUGUCCUCAACGCAAACCUGCUGGUCAACAUCAAACUGGUCACCUACUGCUGUAGGAAGUGCUGGUGUCUGGGCUCCAGUGGUCUACAGACUGUGGGACAGAGGGAGGUGGUGUUCAUCCUGGAGGUUCUGCCAGAGGAGAGGGCUCUGCCCAAAGACCUGUUCACACUCUACCUCUCCAUCUACCAGGACGCACAGAGAGGGAAGUAUGUAGAGGAGCUGGGCAACGUGGCAUUCACAGGUAGUUUCCUGGGGAGUAAGGAGCACGGCGGCGUGCUGUUUUACUCCCCUACCUUCCAGCCCCUGGAGGGCCUCUGUCUGCCCCCACAGCCCUUCCUCUGUGGUCUGCUCAUCCAGAGGCUGGAGGUGCCCUGGGCCAAGGUGUUCCCCCUCAGACUGCUGCUACGGCUGGGAGCAGAACACAGUGUGUACCCCAGCACUCUGGUCAGCGUCCGCUUCAGAGAAACUGUGUUCAGAGAGACAGGACACACCAUCAUGAACCUGUUGGCUGACCUGAGGAACUACCAGUACAGUCUGCCUGCUGUGGAGGGUCUGAGGAUCCACAUGGAGAUGGGCCACAGCUACAUCGACAUUCCCAAGAGCAGCUUCCCUGAGAUGUUGAAGGUUGUGAAUGCGUCUAACGAGCAUGUGAUCAGUGUGGGUGCCGGGUUCAGCUCAGAGGCUGACUCCCACCUGGUCUGUUUCCAGAACAACGAGGGCACCUAUCAGACCCAGGCCAACAGCCAGCCUGGCAAGACACGCACAGUGACGGGGGCCAGCUUCGUGGUGUUCAACGGGGCCCUGAAGGCCUCGUCAGGCUUCAUCGCCAAGUCGAGCAUCGUGGAGGACGGCUUGAUGGUUCAGAUCCCCCCAGAGACCAUGGAGGCCCUGCGUGCCGCCCUGAGGGGGCAGACUGACUUCCACAUCCCCUGUGGCAAGGCUGACGGAGGGGAGCUCCGGGACAAUGUCACCGUCCGCUGGAUUGACUGGAGUUCCCCCGUCAACGCUGGUGUGACCAGUGGUGUAGACAGGAAACCUCUGGAGGGGGUCCACAGUGUGAGGAUGCAGCAGGACACAGAAUUUGAGUCGGACGGACGCACCAUAAGGUGUACUGAGGUGUUCUACUGGCUGAAGAGUCCAGACAUGUCCCUGUCUGCGGUGCUGCCGUCCUGUAGUGUGUUCCACAGGGAGAUGGCUGUGGCCAGCUGUAGUGCUCUGACCCCUCACCUCUCUGUCCUCUCAGCCAGCGGCAUCAACUCCCUCGCCCUCAGAGUCUCUACACACACUGACAUGGUGGAGUACCAGGCCGGUUCAGGAGGCAGGCUCCUACCCCAGCGCUAUAUGAACGAGCUAGACAGCGCUCUGAUCCCCGUCAUCCACGGAGGUUCAGCAAGAGUGCCACAGACAGCCAUGGACAUGGAGUUUAUCUUCUACAUCACACACACUGUCUAACACACACAGUCUCGCACAUGGAAACACAAAAACUGUUAAACACUGUACGUGCCAUUACACACACACACACACACACACACACACACACACACACAGCCUGGAUGUCUUUUCUCAAAGUAAAAGGCUGGAGCUCAGAGGACCUUGGACAAACUGACAGAACCUGAGAACACAAACAGCCAAUCAGGCGUGGCUAAUAACUGAACUGAAGUCACACGCCGCCAAUGGCAGGACAUUCCCACAGAGUCUCUCUCUGAAGGCCUUAGAGAAUAGAGAUGUAGGUCUUUGUUCCAGGAUGGACAGUGGAGAAACUGGAACAGUGAAAUGGCUUUAAGUCUGAGAAACAUUAUGAAUGCUGCUUUAACCCACGAGGCCAAACACUUAGCACAAAUAACAACAACAAUCCCAAAAAGAAUGAACUCUCCUGAAACAGACUUUUCUCAUCUCUUCCUGCUCUGCCUUGACUUCUUACUGGCAUCUGUCUGUCAGCCAGCCAAGGAACACCUUGUUGAAUGUUUCCAACCGACACUGUCAACAAACUGCUUUCUUUUCUCUACUCUUCUUUUCAUAUAUUUACUGUAUAUUUAGAAUGACCACAUGGUAAAACAGUGACGAAUUAUAUUGAAGUUACUUGAUUGACAGCUGUAUGCCAAGCUUGAGAAGAGCAGCAUGACAUGAGACACUGAUGUGCUUUGUAGAAGUUUCUAGAUAAACUGUUAUUUGAGGAUGUGAGCGCCAUUUUCGAAUGAGUAAAUUCUAGAAUGGCGUUUUGAACUUCUUCUCUCUUCAUCGGCAGAGUGCAGAGUCUUGUUUAGCAGUGGUCUCUCCAGUGUUAUAUGUGGGGAUUUCUCGGACAUCCCUCACUGUCUAGUCCAAAUCUAUAGAAAUUAUAUCAAGCUUUUUUAAGCUUAAAGUACUAUUUUUUUUGGAACCGUUACGUAAAUGGAAUUGAUGUUCGUAUUUUUGAUAGGACGUUAGCUAGCUGAGUCACUUUCGCAGGUGUCGUGCAAAUGAGGCCUGAGGAGCACAGAGAAAAACGAUGGACAAGAGUUUCCCCUGAUGAGGAACACUGUAAAGGUCUUAAAAGUUCCCUUCACAUUUUGUCUGUUAUUAGCUGCCCUAGAAAGCCUUGAACCAGCCAGACACAUUAUUCAACAAUAUCACCGAUACUGACUGAUGUUAUUGACAUGGUCCAAUCUUACUGAUGAAGGUUAGUGUUAAUGUAACAUUGAUCUAUAUAAAUUCCUAUUGAUGCA
This is a messenger RNA of Oncorhynchus nerka (sockeye salmon), 6000 nucleotides long. Its product is annotated as zinc finger FYVE domain-containing protein 16-like. Gene Ontology annotation, molecular function: metal ion binding. Gene Ontology annotation, cellular component: early endosome membrane. Gene Ontology annotation, biological process: endosomal transport. NCBI's taxonomy places the organism in Eukaryota, Metazoa, Chordata, Actinopteri, Salmoniformes, Salmonidae. The record is from RefSeq and is a predicted model, not a curated record. The transcript has 16 exons. The coding region runs from base 344 to 4747 and encodes 1467 amino acids.